Messenger RNA from Symbiodinium necroappetens, 694 nucleotides. The record is from the annotation of a GenBank genome assembly. NCBI's taxonomy places the organism in Eukaryota, Dinophyceae, Suessiales, Symbiodiniaceae.
AUGGGAGAGGACAUCAGAUGCCACACCGCAGGCGGAUGCUCAAGCAAAUCCGGUGCACGCUCUUGUGUGGUCAUGGGCGGCGUUUGCUGCGGCUUGCGCGAGCGGUUGGGGGAGGAGCGCCAGGAGCGCCAGGAGGGGCAGGAGCGGCCAGCGAGGCUCGAAAUCCUGCCGACAAAGGAGGAGGCUCUUGAAAAGCUGCUUGCAGAGCGCACGAAUCGCACAAACGUUGGAGGAGGCAUGGCGGAGGUGGUGGAGCUCACCAAAUUGCUCCAAGCGAUGCAGGGCACGACGGUGGAAUGGCAAGAAGUAGAAGGCUAUGAGGUGAGCGAGGCGCCCCUCACGGUCAUGGUGCUGCGGGACGACCGGCAAACGGUGGUCGAUGUUGCGCUGGAUGCCCGCCACAAGGAGUUUCCGCUCUUCGUUCAGGGCGAGGAGGUGGAGCUCGUGGUCAACGCCAGGGGCCGAGACCCGUCUGUGCAUUUCUCCGUCGAAGACCUCGCUUCGAGAGGCUCCACGAAGAUGACCCUGCUUUCUGUCGGCAGAGAUCGGCAGAGCAAACCGGAGGCCGCGCGUCUUCACGAUAUGUUCGAGAACACUUUGCUGAAAUGCAUUGUGCAAUCCGAGAUGGUUGAAGCUCCUCCGGGCACCGGCCUCACUGGAGAAAGCAACUUGAAACUGGACUUGGGUAAUGGGA